ACAAGACGAGGAAGUAUCUCUCAACUUUCUCUUUAACAGACAAGACGGAAGCUGCAAUACUUUAUUUUACGUCAUUUCCUCCCUGUGAAGCGUGUCGUCUGCUGAGAAGAAAUGGCGGAGGAUAACAGGGUGGAGGACUAUCCUCAUGAGAUACACGAACAGCUCACAUCCUUCGACUCAUCGGUCUCCUCUGUCAAAACCAUGCUGGACCAGUUGAUGUCGAUGCCCCGAAAUGAUCCUCUGCUAAAGCUGGAUGCUUUGGAUCAAGCCAAACUGGAUUUGAUGUCUGCCUACGCCCUCAAUUCAUUAUUUUGGAUGUACUUGGUGACACAAGGAGUAAAUCCCAGGGAUCAUGGAAUCAAGCAAGAGUUGGAGAGAAUAAGAACGUACAUGAACAGAGUGAAGGAGAUCACUGACAAAAAGAAAGCUGCCCGUCUGGAUAAAGGAGCUGCCGCACGCUUCGUCAGGAACGCUCUCUAUGACGCAGAGGAAAAAGAGUCUAGAAAAAAAACGGCCUCCAAGAAAACAGUGGACUCGGUAUCUGACGCCCCACAGUCAAAGCGUCCAAAGCACCAACGCUGGAGUUAAGGUUUUUGUUCACAUGGAAACUCCCGAGGCUGUGUGGUGAGGCAUCAUAGCAGACAUCCUGAGACAACAUAAAUAUACUUCAGUGUUCAUCAGGAUUACUGACCAGUCAGAAUUAAAUCCUGGAGUCAAAUCAUUCAUAUCAAAUCAUGUCAUUGCAGCUGAAAGUGACACAACAUCCAUGUUUUUUCUGAACAUUUCUAGACAAUGAUGCUGACAGCUCUUCUAGGAUGUAAUGGACGUGAUGCUGUUGUAUUUUUAUAACAUUUCUUCAUCACUCAUCACAGAAUUGUAAGAUUUUAUGGUCUUAUACUGUUCCUCUGAAGGAGAAAUGAUGGUGCCUGUUUAUUUUGAAAGUGAUUCUAUGAAUCAAGUCAUCCUUCUUUCAAAUAUUAUGUAUUUUUGUUGGAACCAAAAUCUGACCUUUUUUCUCCUUUUUCUAUUCAUAUCUCCCAUUUGGUAGGAAACAAAAUUAAGUGUAAUCUGCCAACUUUUCCCUGACUUUGACAUAAUGGUAGGACAGGCUUGGGUGUAAAUAAAACUGAUGAUGGCUGAAUUCCAUUUUGUUGCUUUUGUUUCAGCAUCAGGGCGUCGUCAAUGCUGGUUCACUGUCACGGCUUACUUGAAUAGAACUGAGCCGUAUCUAUAGUAACACCUGCUUGUCAUGCUAUGACAAGUCACAUUGGGGCUGUUGUCAAAAUAGGAUUACGCAAACUGUCUUUUUACCUCCUGUCAUACUAGUAGUCUGUUAUGCUGUCAUGGCCACCUGCUUAUACAGAAAACUGUUUUGUAAAUGAAUUUGAAAGUUUGUGUAAUAGAGGUUAUAUUGUUAUUUGAUCAACAAAACAUUUAUCUUAAAAGGGUUCCUUCAAGUAGCAGCAGUAAUUUGUUGCAGCUCAACAGUUAAUCAGUUACUUGAUAAUUAAUCAUUUGCCAACCAUUUUGAUUAUAGUUUGGAGAUUGGAUUUUAUAAAAUUAAAGUUUUUUUUUGAGUUUA
Messenger RNA from Solea solea (common sole), 1582 nucleotides. It is a transcript of the gene c1d, whose product is annotated as C1D nuclear receptor corepressor. Lineage: Eukaryota; Metazoa; Chordata; Actinopteri; Pleuronectiformes; Soleidae. The record is from RefSeq and is a predicted model, not a curated record. Gene Ontology annotation, molecular function: DNA binding; RNA binding. Gene Ontology annotation, cellular component: nucleolus; exosome (RNase complex). The transcript is spliced from 5 exons. Bases 112 to 588 code for a protein of 158 amino acids. Gene Ontology annotation, biological process: regulation of gene expression; maturation of 5.8S rRNA.